Colletotrichum chrysophilum is the source of this 672-nucleotide messenger RNA. RefSeq lists its product as uncharacterized. The coding region runs from base 1 to 672 and encodes 223 amino acids. Lineage: Eukaryota; Fungi; Ascomycota; Sordariomycetes; Glomerellales; Glomerellaceae. The record is from RefSeq and is a predicted model, not a curated record. The transcript is spliced from 2 exons.
AUGUCCCAGUCUUUUGAAUACUCGCACGACGCUACCGUCAAAGCCAUCACAUCCUUUUACGAAUUCAUGGUACGCUUGCAUGGAGAAGAGGCGGCGCUAAUGGAAUAUCCACCCCCAACCGGCUGGCCGCAAAUCACGUACGAAUCUUUCGCCGGCCUGGGCCAAGAUUAUAUCGACAGCCAGUUCUGUGAGGAAAUCAAGAAAUGGCCUGCUCUCGAGCCCGCCGAGCUGGACAACGAAGAGGGUAGACUUCCGGGUUACAUCGUGAGCCUUGCAUCAGCUUGGGAGGAGCAGGUUGGAUGGACUCUCCUAAUUGACACCAAGCGUGGAGUUGUAAUACUGUGGAAGAACGACGGUGAUCUUCCCGGUUGGGCCUGGGAUUGGGAUGCGGAUAUGUACGAUGUGGAUGCAGACCAAUACGGGCCUGAGGGAUGGAAAUGCAUGCCGACCUACCGCAUCGAGACCUUCUUCGAAUUCUGCAAGGAGCAGUACAGAAUCAUGAACUGGACGCCGGAUCUUCUUCGGGGCGACGCAUGUCAGCCGAACGACAAUGACAACCCCUCCGAGGACGACUUGAGGAGGAGACAGAUAAUGAGAGAUGCUGGAUGGCCAGGCACCGAUGGAGACGGUACUGGAUGGGACAGGGAGAAAGCAGAGAAGGACCUCGAAUGA